Messenger RNA from Arabidopsis arenosa, 1493 nucleotides. The record is from the annotation of a GenBank genome assembly. Lineage: Eukaryota; Viridiplantae; Streptophyta; Magnoliopsida; Brassicales; Brassicaceae.
CAUCCUCUUCAAUUGCCAAAAUCCUUCGAUUCAUUUUUAUUUCUCCUGAAAUCUCCAUUCAUUUCAAAUUCCCCAAUUCGUCAAUCCUUUUUCUGUCAUCCUUACUAGAUUUACAACAGCUUCAUCAAAUCAAAAUCUACACGAGUGCAAGGCAAAGGACCUUUAUCACCUUCAUCAAAUCACUUGCUUCCGACUUCUUCUGAGUUAUCUCCCACACAACAAUGGAUGAUCCACCUGCUAUGAAAACUAAAGGGUCAUAUAAACAAUGGUCAGAACCUGAAAGCAACAUGUUAGUGCGGUUGCUAACUGAUGCAAUUAAUCAGGGUUUUCGUGAUGCUAAUGGCAAAUUCCACAAAAUGACUGUGGAUACAAGAAUAUUGGCACCUCUGAACAAAACUCUUGGAAUUAACAAAACCUAUAAUGAGUAUAAAAAUAGGAUGAAGAUCUUGAAGGGUAGGUACCUAGUUUUGGCAGAUCUUCUUCGUUUUAGCUCUGGUUUUGGGUGGGAUCCUGAAACGAAGAAAUUCACCGCCAGUGAUGAAGUAUGGAAUGACUAUUUGAAGGCUCAUCCAAACAAAACACAACUGCGUAAUGAGUCAUUUGAAGAUUUCAAAGAUUUACGAAUGCUAUUUGGAUCUAAUACUGCAACUGGGAGGAAUCCUGUGGGAUUAGGCGAUUCCAUUGAUGCAGAUACAUAUCAAGUUAGAGAGAAUGAUGGGACAAAUGAUCCAAGUCGUGUCCAAAUAAUGGAUGAUGCAGAGGAAAUAACAUACGAAGAAACAUCUGUUCAUGAUGUUUUCUCUUCACUUGAGAGAAGAAGAGGGGGAAAGCUACCUCAAAGAAAGAAAGCUAGAACAGAUGCAUUCAAUUCAAACAAGGUCUUAAAAGCACUUGCUCCGAGCUAUAUGGCUAAACCUGGAUCUGCAGUUCCUAGAAAAAUAAAAGAUAGCACACGAUUUUAUCCUUAUUUUAAGGAUUGCGUGGGGGCUAUUGAUGGAACGCAUAUCCUCGCAAUGAUAACAGGACAAGAGUCAGCUAGCUACCGUAAUCGAAAAGGACAGCUAUCGCAAAAUGUUUUAGCUGCAUGUAAUUUUGAUUUAGAAUUUAUCUAUGUUCUUAGCGGAUGGGAAGGAUCAGCUCACGAUGCAAAGGUAUUACACGAUGCUUUAACAAGAAACACAAACAAAUUAAUCGUUCCUGAAGAAGAAAAUGAUGUCGAAGAAGCUGAUGUUCAUGAAAGGGAUGAAGAUGAGAACAAUGAAGAACAACUUCACGGUACUCAAGAACAACAAAGAGUACUCGCUAAUAACUGGAGAGCAACUAUAGCGGCAAACAUGUGGACAGAUGCUAUGAAUAUGGGGUCGUAGUGCAGUACUAUUACUAUGCUUUAUCUUUAGAUUGUUUUCAUAAUUUCUAUUGGGUUAUUUAUGUUUUUUUAUUUUCGUCUACUCUAGUCCUCUAUUACUUUAGAAAAAUAACAACAUUGAAUAUGA